GCUAUUGGGUCUAGGUCUCCUAGCUAUUCUCUACAGCUUCUCAAUACCUGGGCUUUAAUGGCGCCCGCUCUAAGCAGGAGCUUGGUUGCAGCUUCUGCUUCCUAUUUUCCUUCGUCAUCAUCUUUUUCCGUGCAUAACCGCAGUAGAGUUCUGAGGUUAGGAACUGCUUUUCGACCCGGAAAUGUUCUCAGAAAUAGUCUUUCUGGCGCCGGAUUGAAGUGGAAGGUAGAAAAGAGGGACAGUCGAGUGGUUGUCCGAUGUGAGGCGGCGGCUGUUGCAGAGAAAGAAGCCGCUGAGACUUCUGGGGAGAAGUUCGAGUAUCAGGCGGAGGUCAGUCGGCUUUUGGAUUUAAUAGUUCACAGUCUUUAUAGCCACAAGGAAGUGUUUCUUCGAGAGCUUGUGAGUAAUGCAAGUGAUGCUCUAGACAAGUUGAGAUUUUUAAGUGUGACCGAACCCUCUCUUCUUGGAGAUGCUGGUGAACUGGAGAUUCGCAUCAAGCCUGAUCCAGACAAUGGAACCAUUACUAUAACAGAUACAGGUAUUGGAAUGACUAAGGAAGAGCUUGUUGAUUGUCUUGGUACCAUUGCUCAAAGUGGAACAUCAAAAUUCUUGAAGGCUCUCAAGGAAAAUAAAGAUCUUGGAGCAGAUAAUGGUUUGAUUGGUCAAUUUGGAGUUGGAUUUUAUUCAGCAUUCCUUGUUGCUGAAAAGGUAGUUGUGUCUACAAAGAGCCCAAUGUCGGAUAAGCAGUACGUCUGGGAAGCUGUGGCUGACAGUAGUUCGUACUUGAUAAGGGAAGAGACUGAUCCUGAUAAUCAACUGCUGCGUGGAACUCAGAUUACCUUAUACCUGAGGCCAGAUGAUAAAUUCGAAUUCUCAGAACCAACUAAGAUUCAGAGUUUGGUGAAGAAUUACUCACAGUUUGUUUCCUUCCCUAUUUACACAUGGCAAGAGAAAUCAAGGACUGUGGAGGUAGAAGAGGAAGAAGAACCAAAAGAGGGAGAAGAAGAAAAACCAGAGGAAGAGAAGAAGAAGAAGAAGAAGAAGAAGACUGUAACAGAGAAGUAUUGGGAUUGGGAAUUAGCCAAUGAAACAAAACCGAUAUGGAUGCGAAAUCCAAAAGAAGUUUCAAAGGAUGAGUACAAUGAGUUCUACAAGAAGACAUUUAAUGAGUUCUUGGACCCACUUGCAUCUACCCACUUCACCACUGAGGGUGAGGUGGAAUUUAGAAGUGUUCUUUACAUUCCUGGCAUGGCACCUCUUAACAAUGAGGACAUUGUAAACCCCAAGACAAAGAAUAUACGUCUCUAUGUCAAGCGUGUAUUUAUUUCAGAUGACUUUGAUGGUGAACUGUUUCCACGAUACUUAAGCUUUGUAAAGGGUGUGGUAGAUUCAAAUGACCUUCCUCUUAAUGUUUCAAGAGAAAUUCUUCAGGAAAGCCGAAUUGUUAGAAUUAUGAGAAAGAGGCUUGUUAGAAAAACAUUUGAUAUGAUCCAGGAGAUAUCUGAUGGUGAAAAUAAAGAGGAUUACAAAAAAUUCUGGGAGAACUUUGGGAAAUUACUCAAGUUGGGUUGCAUCGAGGAUUCAGGAAAUCACAAGCGCAUAACUCCUCUGCUACGGUUCUACUCUUCCAAAAGUGAAGAAGAAUUGAUUAGCUUAGAUGACUAUGUUGAGAGCAUGCAGGAAAACCAGAAGGCUAUCUACUACUUGGCUACAGACAGCUUGAAAAGUGCAAAAACUGCCCCAUUCUUGGAGAAGUUGGUCCAAAAAGAUAUUGAGGUCCUUUGUCUAAUAGAACCUAUUGAUGAGGUUGCCAUCCAGAACCUACAAACAUACAAAGAAAAGAAAUUUGUUGACAUUAGCAAGGAAGACCUAGAGUUAGGUGAUGAUGAUGAGGUAACAGAAAGGGAAAACAAGCAAGAGUACAAUUUUUUUUGUGACUGGAUAAAGCAGCAACUUGGUGACAAAGUAGCUAAAGUGCAAGUCUCAAAGCGUCUCAGUUCAUCUCCCUGUGUGCUUGUUUCUGGCAAGUUUGGAUGGUCUGCUAAUAUGGAAAGACUUAUGAAAGCACAGACCCUUGGAGACACCUCAAGCUUGGAGUUCAUGAGGGGGAGAAGAAUAUUGGAGAUCAAUCCAGAUCAUCCUAUCAUUAAAGACUUAAAUGCUGCAUGCAAGAAUGCCUCAGAAAGUGCCGAAGCCAAAAGAGCUAUUGAUCUCUUGUAUGAAACAGCCUUGAUUUCCAGUGGAUUCACUCCUGACAGUCCAGCUGAGUUGGGUAACAAGAUAUAUGAGAUGAUGGCAAUUGCCCUCGGAGGACGGUGGGGACGAUCAGAUUCGGAGGAAGCAGGAAUAGAGGAAUCCAGUGAAGUUUCUGUUGAGACCUCAGAAGCCGAAGUGGUUGAGCCAUCAGAAGUGAGGGCAGAGAGUGAUCCUUGGCAAGAUUGAUAAUUUUCUGUGCACUUUUUGAAAAUAGGUAUGUUUUUCUGGUAUUGUUUAUGAUACUUGAUGCAGGUUUUACG
Messenger RNA from Telopea speciosissima, 2516 nucleotides. RefSeq names its product heat shock protein 90-5, chloroplastic-like. The record is from RefSeq and is a predicted model, not a curated record. Gene Ontology annotation, cellular component: protein-containing complex; cytosol; plasma membrane. NCBI's taxonomy places the organism in Eukaryota, Viridiplantae, Streptophyta, Magnoliopsida, Proteales, Proteaceae. Gene Ontology annotation, molecular function: ATP binding; ATP-dependent protein folding chaperone; ATP hydrolysis activity. Gene Ontology annotation, biological process: protein folding; cellular response to heat; protein stabilization. The transcript has 19 exons. The coding region runs from base 58 to 2442 and encodes 794 amino acids.